ACUACGUUUCUAUUCAAGCGUUGAUCGACAUGGUAAUGACUAUAGUAUUGGAGAAAAGUUGAGAACUGACCCUCGUUAUAUCAUGACGUGUAAUGCCGUAACGUACAGCACGCAUAAAGCAACGAUUUGUCUUACAAUCUCUGUCCGCCAGGUGUAGCACUUCUCUCAUCGUUUAAAAACAAGAAAUGGACAGUGACGGGUAAGAGGGGAGACCUAGUCAUUUUUUUGCGUCAUCACUGCACGCAUCAUGACUCUCAAAGCCGAUGUUUACUUCUGAAGAUCACUUUAGCACCGCACUAAAAACCCGAUUCAAAUUUGACACAAACCUUCAAAUAGCUGUGGCUGCAUCUGCACCCAGGAAGUCAUUGGGUGCCUCGAGUUCUGCUAAUGCAUUAAGCAGCUCUCAAGCAGGCACACCUGCAAAGAGUAAAUUUGCUGGUGGUAAUCCUGUGUGUCCUCGGCCCACCCCAACUUGGCAGAAGGGAAUUGGAGAUUUCUUUGGUGGGCCCAGCAGGAAGCCUGACAAAGAGAACCACCUCCCCCAGUCAGAUGAUGAAGAGGCCGGAGUCAGUGGAGUGUCCAAGUCAUCCAGGAAUUCCAGACCACUGCCUGCUGAGGAUGCUGAGGGUGAAUGAGCUUAGCCAAUGGUGCCCCACUUGAAAAGCCAUUGCCUCUAAUACUUGAAUGGGUUGGGUAUAUCUUUGUAUAUAAUUAUUGAUUAAUUCAUGUUUUUGUACAGAUGUUUAAUAAACUUUUUUUUAUUAAGCUUGAUUCCAUAACGUUGUCACAACCUGGGUGAUAUUUGAUAGUCAACUCUUGUUUGAGGCCCACAUCAAGUGUGACCUUGGUCUUAAUUUAUAAUUCUACUGAACAUUGACGGGUUAUGACCUAUGCUAUCACAACCUGCAGCUGAGCGACUUAUCCACGCCUUUAUCUCAUCCUGUUUGGACUAUUGUAGUGCCCUGUUGGCGCAGUUGACCGCAUCCUACCCCACACAUACCCUUUGCUCCUCCAGCUCCCUUCAACAGACUAAACUAUGGGUGACACGGCUUUCAGUUGUGUGGCUCCUCUGCUGUGGAGCGCACUGCCAGGCCUGCAGAGACUAUGGCUUUGUAUAAGGCACAACUACAGGCUGCUGUUCAGAACAGUUUAAGGAUGUGUUAAUUCUGUUCUGUCAAUUGGCUCUGACACCUGUGUAUAACCUUGAUGUCUGCAUACUAUGUUCUGUGUUGGAUUGUUUUAAUUUUCUUUGGUGCCUUGGGUGAGAAAAGCACUUACAUUAAAUUAUUAUUCUAUUCCUGCUUCCAAAA
Molecule: messenger RNA, 1310 nt
Organism: Salvelinus fontinalis (brook trout)
Lineage: Eukaryota; Metazoa; Chordata; Actinopteri; Salmoniformes; Salmonidae
Product: PCNA-associated factor-like
Exons: 4
Coding region: 264-635 (123 amino acids)
Biological process (GO): translesion synthesis; regulation of cell cycle
Cellular component (GO): nucleus
Molecular function (GO): chromatin binding
Source: RefSeq, a predicted model, not a curated record